AUGCAACAACUAUCCAACGACACUGGUUUUUGGCAUUUAAUUGCCGCUCCACCUCCCUCAUCUUUACUCUAUAAUUCAAAUACUUAUGAAUCAAUACCACAUAAUCGUACAACAGGAAGUGAUAUAAAUAAUUUAAUUUUACCUAUCUCAUCUUUAGUAAAUGCUCCAAUACUGGCCGAUGAAACGAGCUCAGCUAAUUAUUGGGCAUUGACAUUAAUAAUUUUUCCUUUAUUUACUAUUGUUGGUAAUGCACUCGUUGUUGUUAGUGUUUAUCGAGAAAAAUCAUUACAUACUGUAACAAAUUAUUUCGUUGUAUCAUUGGCUAUAUCGGAUAUAACUGUAGCGGCUGUUGUCAUGCCAUUUGCUAUUUAUCUUGAAUUCAAUCGUAUUUGGGAACUAUCUGACCGUCUAUGCGACUUUUGGGUUGCUUCUGAUUGUAUGGCGUGUACUGCAUCAAUAUUAAACCUGGUUGCCAUCGCCAUUGAUCGCUACAUAGCAGUAACAAAACCAUUGAAAUAUGCUCGACAUAAAAAUCCUAGACGUGUGGCUGUAAUGAUAGUUAUUGUAUGGUUAACUUCAUUUUUUAUUGCUCUUCCUAUUGUCAGCGGUGCGAAUAAGUCUGAUGUUACUGAUUAUCCGCGUGUUCGUGAACAAUGUGCAUUUUUCAAUAAUAAAUUUCUAAUUUUUUCAUCAUUGGGUUCGUUCUUCAUUCCAUGUAUUAUUAUAUUUGCCAUUUACUAUCGUAUAUUUCUUGUUCUUAUGAGACAAGCAAGAAAAAAUCGUAAACAACUGAGGCCAAAGGCUAUUAUUGAAUCUGCUGCAGCACAGCAUCGUACAAAUGCUGAUCAUCUUAUAACAUCCUAUUAUCAAGAGAGACCAUCGAUUAUCAAUCAGGUAUCAAUAUCAUCACCUCUUGAUUUAAAUGAAACAGUACCGAUAAAAACUUAUAACGCAUUGGAAACUCAACGUAAUAGUUUAAUGCUGAAAUUAUCUACACCUGUUUUAUCGCCGGGAUUAUGCUCUUUAAUAAAUGCAACAUCAUUAACCAAUGAACAAAUAGAAGAUGAAGAACGUGAUGAUGUUGCCUUAUUUGUUCAACAUGAAAAAACCUAUGAGAAUAAUAAAAAUGAAUCUGAGAAUCGCAUUGAAAAUCUCACAUCAAAUAAUAACAAUGCAACAAAUAUUGUUCAUUUUAAAAAAAAUAAUCGUAGUUCACAAACAGAUUAUCAUGAUCAUUGCCCCUAUUCAACUAAACGUGUUAAAACACGUUUAAAAACGAAAAUGAAUUCCGAUGAUUCAGCAAUACCAGAAACAGUUAUAGCAUCAACAAAUAAUGCUCGAGUUGCUAAACGUAAAGCUUAUUCACGUAUGAAAAAAGAACGCAAAGCUACACAAACACUAAUUAUUGUUCUAAUUUGCUUUCUUGUUUGUUGGUUACCAUUCUUUGUGCUCAAUAAUAUAGUUAAUACUUUUGUUAAAUUAUCAAAAAAGUCCAGUUCAUUUCUUGUUAAUGAUUUUAUUCUAUCUUUAUGUGUAUGGUUAGGAUAUAUUAAUUCAUUUUUGAAUCCAAUUAUCUAUACAAUUUUCAAUAUGGAAUUUCGGAAAGCAUUUGCCAAAAUACUUUUCUCGCCAUGUAGAUCUGCAUCAUCGUCUUAA
Rotaria socialis is the source of this 1656-nucleotide messenger RNA. Lineage: Eukaryota; Metazoa; Rotifera; Eurotatoria; Philodinida; Philodinidae. The record is from the annotation of a GenBank genome assembly.